Molecule: messenger RNA, 4592 nt
Organism: Malaya genurostris
Lineage: Eukaryota; Metazoa; Arthropoda; Insecta; Diptera; Culicidae
Gene: Karybeta3
Product: importin-5
Exons: 6
Coding region: 108-3413 (1101 amino acids)
Biological process (GO): protein import into nucleus
Cellular component (GO): cytoplasm; nucleus
Molecular function (GO): small GTPase binding; nuclear import signal receptor activity
Source: RefSeq, a predicted model, not a curated record
AACGUAUAUUGCCUUGCACACCGCACCAGCUGCAGUUUCUCCUUUCCUCGCGCGGCAUUCGUCGAACGUUCCAUCAGUUUAUAGUUCUCUUUUGUAAAUGCGAAAUAAUGGCUGCAGAUCAGGCUCAGUUUCACCAGCUGCUAAAUUCCCUGCUCUCGACCGACAACGAUGUCCGAACGCGGGCGGAGGAGGCCUACAACAACAUACCAUGUGAAGGCAAGGUGACACAUCUGCUGGGUGCAAUCCAGAACCCGCAAAUGUCCGAGGAAGCACGGAUGAUGGCUGCAGUCCUGUUGAGAAGGUUGUUUUCUGCCGAAUUCCAAGAGUUCUACAAUCCGCUACCACCGGAAUCGAAGGAACAGUUGAAGCAGCAGGUACUGCUUACGUUGCAGCAGAACGAAAGUCCUAGCCUUCGGCGAAAGAUCUGCGAAGUUGUGGCCGAAGUUGCACGCAAUCUGGUUGACGACGACGGAAAUAACCAGUGGCCCGAAUUUCUGCAGUUCCUGUUUCAGUGCGCCAGUGCUCCGAGUGUGCAGUUGCAGGAAUCAGCCUUGAGAAUUUUUUCCUCGGUUCCGGGAAUUUUCGGCAAUCAGCAGAACCAACAUUUGCAGCUGAUCAAACAAAUGCUCAUCAAAUAUUUGGAUCCCACAUCUGAUCCGGAGGUACGCUUCCAGGCAGUACGGGCAGUGGGAGCGUUCAUUCUGCUGCACGACAAAGAAGACGACGUCCAGCGACAGUUUCACGAUCUUCUACCGAGAGUGAUUAUGAUUACUGCCGAGAGUAUCGAUCAGCAAGACGAUCAAACUUUGAUCAAGUUGCUGAUUGAUAUGGCCGAGAGUGUUCCUAAGUUCUUGCGGUUACAGUUGGAGCCGAUUUUCGAAAUGUGCAUGAAAGUUUUCAGCAGCCCGGACGUAGAGGACAGCUGGCGUCAUUUGGCUCUCGAAGUAAUGGUAUCACUGUCGGAAAAUGCAGCUGCAAUGGUUCGUAAACGAGCGGACAAGUACAUUGCCUCCUUGAUACCGCUGGUGCUGCAAAUGAUGACCGAUCUGGAGGAUGACGAAGAAUGGUCCGUCUCGGAUGAAAUCUGCGAGGAUGAUACUAGUGACAAUAACGUGAUUGCGGAGUCGGCUCUAGAUCGUUUGGCUUGCGGGUUGGGCGGAAAAGCCGUUCUGCCUCACAUAGUCGGAAACAUUCCGAACAUGCUCAACAGUCCGGACUGGAAACAGCGUCAUGCCGCUCUGAUGGCCAUUUCGGCUGCCGGCGAAGGCUGUCACAAGCAGAUGGAAACCAUGCUGGAGAAUAUUAUGCAAGGCGUGCUCAAGUUCCUGAUGGAUCCGCAUCCCCGAGUGCGCUACGCUGCCUGCAAUGCGAUCGGACAGAUGGCAACCGACUUUGCACCGAUAUUCGAGAAAAAAUUCCACGAACAGGUGAUUCCGGGUUUGCUGAGUUUGCUCGACGAUGUCCAGAAUCCACGUGUGCAGGCGCAUGCUGGAGCAGCGCUAGUCAAUUUUAGCGAAGAUUGUCCGAAGAAUAUAUUAACUCGGUACUUGGAUGGUAUCAUGGCCAAACUGGAAGCGAUUCUGACCACCAAGUUCAAGGAGCUGGUUGAGAAGGGUACCAAGCUGGUGCUGGAACAGGUCGUUACCACCAUUGCUUCGGUGGCCGACACCACGGAGAAAGAUUUCGUUGGUUACUACGAUCGACUGAUGCCCUGCCUGAAGUACAUCAUUCAGAACGGAAAUACCGAAGAACUGCGUUUGUUGCGCGGUAAAACCAUCGAGUGUGUAUCGUUGAUCGGUUUGGCCGUCGGAGCCGAGAAGUUCAUGUCCGACGCAUCGGAUGUGAUGGACAUGCUGCUGAAAACACACACCGAAGGUGACUUACCGGAUGAUGAUCCGCAGACUUCUUAUCUGAUCUCAGCUUGGGCGCGUAUUUGCAAGAUUCUUGGUAAACAAUUCGAACAGUAUCUGCCGCUGGUGAUGGGUCCGGUUAUGCGAACGGCUUCGAUGAAACCGGAAGUGGCCCUGCUGGAUAACGAUGAAGUGCAGGAUGUUGAGAGCGAUAAUGACUGGCAGUUUGUUAAUUUGGGCGAACAGCAGAAUUUCGGAAUUCGUACUGCGGGUUUGGAAGAUAAGGCAUCGGCCUGUGAAAUGUUGGUUUGCUACGCUCGGGAACUGAAAGAUGGCUUUGCCAACUACGCUGAAGAGGUCGUUCGCUUGAUGGUACCGAUGUUGAAGUUCUACUUCCAUGAUGGAGUCCGUACAGCCGCGGCCGAAUCCCUACCCUAUCUUUUGGAUUGUGCUAAGAUUAAGGGACCCACUUAUUUGGAAGGCAUGUGGCUAUACAUCUGUCCGGAACUUCUCAAAGCGAUCGAUUCCGAACCGGAACCGGACGUUCAAGCCGAACUACUUCAUUCGCUAGCAAAAUGCAUCGAAACCCUUGGGGCUGCUUGUCUAUCGACGGAAGCUAUGGACGAAGUGCUGAAACUCAUAGACAAGUUUAUGAAUCAACAUUUCCAGAAGGAGGAUAAGCGUGCCCUGGCUCGCAAGGAAGAGGACUACGACGAUGGCGUUGAAGAACAGCUGGCCGAAGAGGACGACGCAGAUAUCUAUCUGUUAUCAAGAAUAUCCGACAUCAUUCACGCGCUGUUCCUCACCUACAAGGACGGAUUUUUACCAUUUUUCCAACAGGUUGUGCCGCACUUUGUCAAAUUAUUGGAUCCAACAAAGGCGUGGGCCGACCGACAGUGGGGAUUGUGCAUAUUCGACGAUCUUAUUGAGUAUACUGGUCCAAUGUGCGCACAGUAUCAAGUUUACUUCUUACAACCGAUGCUGGAAUAUAUCAAAGACAAACAACCGGAAGUACGACAAGCAGCGGUGUACGGAUGUGGCGUUUUGGCACAGUUCGGUGGUGAUCAGUUUGCAAUGACGUGUGCACAGGCCAUUCAACUGCUGGUCGAAAUCAUUAUGAUGCCCGGAAGUCGUGAGCCGGAGAAUGUGAACCCGACAGAAAAUGCUAUCUCUGCUGUGACCAAGAUCCUGAAAUAUAACAACAAAUCCAUCACAAAUCCGGACGAGAUUAUCGCUCUCUGGUUCUCUUGGUUACCGGUGGUGGAAGACGACGACGAGGCAAUCCACGUGUAUGGAUAUCUGUGUGAUCUGAUUCAAGCGAACCAUCCGGUAGUGCUGGGCGAGAACAACUCGAACUUACCGCGAAUCGUGUCGAUCUUCGCUGAAGCGUUCUAUCGGGAAGCAAUGUCUGCCGGGCAUCCGGACUCGACACGGAUGCUGGCAAUUGUGAAGCAAAUCGAAGCCAGUCCUGACAUUUUCCAGGCGUGCAUAAAUCAGUUGACGGCGGAACAGAAAACGGCCCUAGAGGAGGCCUAUCGAACUGUGGCUGCUGCAACACAGUAAGCGAAGGAGACGAAGGAGAAGAAGCAGAAAAAAAACACCACACUUGUAAUGGGGUUUUUGAGUGAAUAGGUUUUAAAACGAUACGAGCGACUGUGAAAGCAUGAUACGUGUGUAAUGUGAGAAAGAGAGCGCAGAAUUCCAACGGCAGCCCGUUGAUGUUCUAGACCGGAACGGAUUUGCGAUAAGUUAGUUAUUCUUUGAAUUUUCGUCGGGUUCGAUCCUUAAGUACGACAUAUGCAGGAACAAAUUUAAGAUGGAAUGAAGUCACGAUACAGGAUCAAGCCGCCAAUGCACCCCCUUAUAUGGCUCUAACGAGAUUGAGUUAAGAGAAUAUUAUAUAUAAAAUUAUAUAGUCGUUUCUCUGCAGCAUACACUCUAGCAUUCUACCGAGAUUUAUUUUGUAAUUAUUUAAUCGUAUCUGUUGAUUUUCCUUUCCAACACGACGUAUAGCACUACAGUUUUAGACAAUUUCGAUUGAUACCUUCGUCAGUUAGAAGAUGUAUCGCAAUAAAAUAAGACCCGCUUAACAUAUUAAAAAAAAACCUUUCAGAACUGGGAUUUUAUGUUGGUUAUUUUACAACGGAUAGCAACAAUUGAAAGCGAAACCACGUUGGUUUAUAACGCUUAGCGCAAUAGUAAACUUCGUUCCGAUAUGGAAUUCAGAAAUGUUCGGUUUAUAAAUAUUGUGAUCAGCGCGCGGGACCUCUAGGAGCAGAAAUUUUUAGAGGAAAAAAAAUAUUACCAAUCAAUAGUUUUUCACGCCAACCAAGUUGGAUAAUGUUUGUUAAUAAGCAUUUCUUUUUUAACCUGGUGAUGUUACCGGAAAUAUUGUUGUUAUUUCGGCUUCAUAUGACCUUUCAUUUGUCAGGGCUUGAUUCUCUUGGUUGUUCGCUAAUCGCGCAUUCGUCCGUCGAGUUCGCACACUUGUUUGGGAUAGUUCAUAUUCCUCACUGCAAAUAAAAUAUUCGCAAAACUAGCUUCGAGAGCAAAAGUGGCAUUUCAUUCUUCUGUAGUUUAGUUCCACGUUGGGUUACUCCUGGUGUGUCGUUAUUGAAUUGGGAAUCACAUUUCCGCAUGUAACUAUAAUAUUUUUGCACGUUUUCCAUAUUAAAAGGGCAAAUUCUAUAUAUUACAACAAUGAUGAAUAAACAAAAUCUACAAUUCGAACUCAUGUUUAGA